AUGUUUGAAAACAGACCUGCUCCGCCGCUCCUGCACCUCAGCGCCCUCAUUGGCCCUGUUGUUUGUUGGCCUCUCUUCCUGCAGGGAGGAAGUGACAUCAACCCACUGAGAUCUGCCCACAAAACAAGACCAAGCACAUUCAGGUUCAGACAGUCGCCCAACCAUCCGGCUGUUUAAAAAAGAAACAAAACAUGGUGAGCCAUGUCUGCCGGACACAAAGAGACCCGGCGAGUGUUUUUCUCCAACCCUUUGAUGAGCGAUGUGGAAUCUGACUGGUCUCCAGUUCACGCUGCAGCCUCUAACGGACAGCUCCUCACUCUGCAGAGGCUCGUCGCUCAGGGAGUCUGUGUAAACCUGAGCACUUUGGACCGGGUCACGCCCCUUCACGGAGCGUGCAUGCGAGGCCACACAGCAUGCGCUGAGGUUCUGCUGGAAAACGGGGCAGAUGUAAACGGCUCGACCGCUGAUGGCAGGACAGCCCUGACAGAGGCGUGCGCUGGAGGUCAUGUGACCUGCGUAUCGCUGCUUCUGCAGCGUGGAGCGGCUCCCCUGGGCACAAGCCGGUCCAGCUCUCCGAUCCACUUGGCCGCCGCUGCAGGUCGGCCUGAGUGCAUUGAACUUCUGGUCCAGCGCGGUGCAGAUGUGGAUCAGAACAUCGACGGUGUAGGAACUCCUCUCCACGUCGCCUGCUCCAAUCAGCAUCUCAGUUCUGUGGAGAAACUCCUUCAACUCGGUGCGAACGUGAACAAAAUCGGACUGGAUGACUCACCUUUGCACGUCGCCGCUCGCCUGUCCAGCCCGGAGCUGGUGCUGGUCCUGCUGGAUCACGGGGCUGACCGCCACCUCACCAACGCCGAGGGCAAACGGCCGGCAGACCUGGCCCCGGCGAACAGCCCGGCAGGGAGGCUGCUGGAAGCAGCAGGAGGAGUGACUCCUCUGAAGCAGCUGUGCCGGCUGUACAUCAGGAGGACGGUGGGCCGGCGGAGGCUGGCCGGGAUUCAUGACCUUCACCUCCCUGCACAGAUACGACAGUAUCUCCUCUACCUAUGAGGCCCGAAGGAAGGUUUAAAUGAGGCAAAUCCUUCAACCUGUUAACCAGCAGACGUUUCACACUUCGCCCACUAGGGGGCAGACUUGUAUAGUUACAUGAGACAAAACCACUUCACAAAAGAAAGAUUAUUUAUAUGACCCCAGAAUGCAGACAUAAGCAAAAAUAUGUUUAGAAAUAUUGUAAAACUUUUAUAUAUAUUAGUUUUAAUCUCAUAAAAAUGAAAGCUAUUAUAUAUUUGUCUAUUUCCUCAUAUAAAAACACUGGAUAUUA
This is a messenger RNA of Oryzias melastigma (Indian medaka), 1321 nucleotides long. Its product is annotated as ankyrin repeat and SOCS box protein 9. The transcript is spliced from 7 exons. Gene Ontology annotation, molecular function: protein binding. Gene Ontology annotation, biological process: positive regulation of protein catabolic process; intracellular signal transduction; protein ubiquitination. Lineage: Eukaryota; Metazoa; Chordata; Actinopteri; Beloniformes; Adrianichthyidae. The coding region runs from base 202 to 1050 and encodes 282 amino acids. The record is from RefSeq and is a predicted model, not a curated record.